Colletes gigas is the source of this 1605-nucleotide messenger RNA. Its product is annotated as N-acetylmuramoyl-L-alanine amidase domain-containing protein SAOUHSC_02979-like. The record is from RefSeq and is a predicted model, not a curated record. Gene Ontology annotation, molecular function: amidase activity. NCBI's taxonomy places the organism in Eukaryota, Metazoa, Arthropoda, Insecta, Hymenoptera, Colletidae. The coding region runs from base 1 to 1605 and encodes 534 amino acids. The transcript has a single exon.
AUGACAGUUUUUGGUGUAGCAAGUAAUGCUGACGAGGUAACUGUUAGUAGUAGUGGAGAUACUUCAGGGAUAACUUCAGACUCAUCGAAACCAAGUACGUCAGAUUCAUCAUCGAAACCAAGUACAUCAGAUUCAUCAUCGAAACCAAGUACAUCAGAUUCAUCAUCGAAACCAAGUACAUCAGAUUCAUCAUCGAAACCAAGUACAUCAGAUUCAUCAUCGAAACCAAGUACAUCAGAUUCAUCAUUGAAACCAAGUACAUCAGAUUCAUCAUCGAAACCAAGUACAUCAGAUUCAUCAUCGAAACCAAGUACAUCAGAUUCAUCAUCGAAACCAAGUACAUCAGAUUCAUCAUCGAAACCAAGUACAUCAGAUUCAUCAUCGAAACCAAGUACAUCAGAUUCAUCAUCGAAACCAAGUACGUCAGAUUCAUCAUCGAAACCAAGUACUUCUAGUUCACCAUCAACUAAUAGUUCUGCUAGUACUCCUUCAACCACAACUCAAGCUCCAUCUACUUCCGCAUCGGCUCCUUUUAAUUAUUCACAAGGAACGACAUCAUAUAAUCAAACUUCAACAUCUGUACAAAUACCAAGUUCGUCAGCUGACUCGGAGAAGUCUGUUUAUACUGGUCCGGUUUUAAAAGAAAUUGAUGCUGCUAAGCCGAUUGAAAAAAUUGAUGUCACUAGUACUGAUGCUUUUAUCAAAAGUAUUGCGGAUCGUGUGAGAAUUUUAGCUGGUAAAAAUAAUCUGUAUGCUUCAAUCAUCUUGGCGCAGGCCAUUUUAGAAUCUGGUUCUGGUCAAAGCAAUAUGAGUCAACAAUAUUUUAAUAUUUUCAAUAUUACUGGUGCUUACUUAGGAAAAUCUAUUUCUUUUAAAACAGAAGAAUUUUCAGGAAAUACUCCAUUUUAUAUUGAACAAAGUUUCAGAAUAUAUAGUAAUUAUGAUCAAGCUUUGGAUGAUUAUAUUAAUUUGAUGAUUAAGGGAACAACUUGGAAUUCUGAGAUUUAUGCUGGUGCAUGGAAAUCACAUGCUAAAAAUUAUCGGGAAGCAGCUGAAGCCUUGCAAGGAAUUUUUGCUACUGACCCAGCAUAUGCACAAAAAUUAAUUGAAAUUAUUCAAGAGUAUAAAUUGGAUGCUUAUGAUAAUGUAGAUAGCUCAACUCAAGUCCUGGGUGACAAUAUUCCUACUAGUCCAGUUGUGACUUCAAGAGGUGAUAAAUCAGAUUUUCCCGUAUAUAAUGGGGAACAAUAUCCUGGCUCUGAAAGUUAUGCCUUCGGAAAUUGUACACAAUAUGUCUACAAUCGUAUAAUCCAACUUGGUGGUAAGAUUGGUAACUUUAUGGGAAAUGGAGGAGAAUGGGGAAUCAAUGCUAAAAUUCAGGGUUAUUAUACUACAUCUGUUCCAACGGAAGGAUAUGCAGUAAGUUUUCCUCCAGGAGUUGCAGGAUCUAGUAUUAUAUAUGGUCAUGUGGCAUUCGUAGAAAAAGUAUAUUCAGAUAAUUCUAUUUUAGUUUCUGAAAUGAAUGUAAAAGGGAAUAAUAUCGUGAGUGAACGUCAUAUUUCUGCUGGUGUCGCUGCACUAGCUACUUAUAUUCAACCAAAAUAG